CAUAGUCUCCGGCCAUUCUAACCCGGGGGUUGAAAUUCAGUCGUUCAGAUUUUGCAAGGCUGUUUCAAAAAGGAUGUCGCCCACGAUUCAUGAGUUGGCUGAGCAGCGGGGUAGCGAAGAAUCGCACGUUUCCAAAAAAACCCUGAAAGAGGAAAUAGAAUCCAUUCUGAGGGAGCGUAUUAUGGUUUUGGAUGGAGGCAUGGGGACCAUGAUCCAGGAAUAUUCCUUAGGAGAAGAGGAAUUUCGAGGUCAAGAAUUUAAGGAUCACCUGAAACCACUCAAGGGAAAUAAUGACCUGUUGAGCAUAACUCAGCCGGAUAUCAUCUACAAAAUUCACAAGGAAUACUUGCUUUCUGGUGCUGAUAUCAUUGAGACAAAUACUUUUAGUAGCACUAAAAUAGCACAAGCUGAUUACAGCCUUGAACAUCUGGCUUAUCGGUUAAAUAAAAUAUCAGCCCAGAUAGCUCGAAAAGCAGCUGAUGAUGUUACUGCAGAGAUGGGAAGUAAAAGAUACGUUGCUGGGGCAAUGGGCCCCACAAACAAGACCCUUUCUGUUUCCCCAUCAGUGGAAAGUCCUGAUUAUCGGAAUGUUACUUUUGAUGAAUUGGUAGAUGCCUACACUGAACAAGCCAAAGGUCUUUUAGAUGGUGGAGCAGAUAUCAUGCUGGUUGAAACCAUAUUUGAUACAGCCAAUGCCAAGGCAGCUCUCUUUGCUCUCCAAAAGUUAUUUGAAGAAGAUUAUGAACCGAGACCCUUGUUUGUAUCAGGGACCAUUGUUGAUAAAAGUGGCCGUACUCUCUCUGGACAGACUGGGGAAGCAUUUGUCAUCAGCAUAUCUCACAGCCAGCCACUUUGCAUUGGGCUAAACUGUGCUUUGGGAGCAGUUGAAAUGAGACCCUUCAUUGAAGCAAUAGGAAAGUGUACAACUGCUUACAUCAUUUGUUAUCCCAAUGCAGGUCUUCCUAAUACCUUUGGUGGUUAUGAUGAAACACCUCAAGUGACUGGCAAGCACAUUAAGGAUCUUGCCUUAGACGGUUUGGUCAACAUAGUUGGUGGCUGCUGUGGGACCACUCCAGCACAUAUCCGGAAGAUAGCUGAAGAAGUAAAGGCAUGCAAACCUCGGAUCCCCCCUGCCUCUGUCUCUGAAGGCUACAUGCUGCUGUCAGGUCUGGAGCCCUUCAGGAUUGGAAAAUACACCAACUUUGUUAACAUUGGUGAACGUUGCAAUGUUGCAGGAUCAAGGAGAUUUGCCAAACUUAUAAUGGCAGGCAAAUAUGAAGAAGCCUUGAGUGUAGCCAAAGCCCAAGUUGAGAUGGGAGCUCAGAUCCUGGAUAUCAACAUGGAUGAUGGAAUGUUAGAUGGUCCAAGUGCUAUGGCCAGAUUCUGCAACUUUAUUGCUUCGGAGCCUGACAUUGCCAAGGUGCCCCUUUGCAUUGAUUCCUCAAACUUCUCUGUAAUAGAAGCUGGAUUGAAGUGUUCGCAAGGCAAAUGCAUAGUGAACAGCAUCAGUCUGAAGGAAGGUGAAGAGGAUUUCCUAAGAAAAGCAAGAACAAUUAGGAGAUAUGGAGCAGCAGUGGUGGUUAUGGCCUUUGAUGAAAUGGGGCAGGCCACAGAAACAAAAGAGAAAAUUUCAAUCUGCACCAGAGCCUAUGACCUCCUUGUGAACAAAAUUGGCUUUAAUCCAUGUGAUAUAAUUUUUGAUCCCAACAUUUUGACUAUAGGUACUGGAAUGGAGGAACAUAAUUUGUAUGCAGUUAACUAUAUCGAUGCAACUAAAACAAUAAAAGAAAAUUUGCCUGGAGCCAGAAUAAGUGGAGGCCUUUCCAAUUUGUCUUUCUCCUUCCGAGGAAUGGAUGCUAUUCGAGAAGCAAUGCAUGGUGUUUUUCUUUUCCAUGCAAUUAAGCAUGGAAUGGACAUGGGGAUUGUGAAUGCAGGAAAUCUUCCAGUAUAUGAUGAUAUCCAAAAGGAACUUUUACAGUUGUGUGAAGAUUUGAUUUGGAAUAAAGACCCAGAUGCAACAGAAAAGCUUCUGCAUUACGCUCAGACCCAUGCUCAAGGAGGAAAAAAAGUGGUGCAGACUGAUGAAUGGAGAAAUGAAUCUGUAGAAGAAAGACUGGAGUAUGCCCUUGUUAAGGGCAUUGAGAAAUAUGUGAUUGAGGAUACCGAAGAGGCUAGACAAAACAAAGAGAGGUAUCCCAGACCCCUGAAUAUAAUUGAGAGGCCGCUAAUGAAUGGCAUGAAAAUAGUUGGCGAUCUUUUUGGAGCUGGCAAGAUGUUUCUUCCUCAGGUAAUUAAAUCUGCUAGAGUUAUGAAGAAAGCAGUGGGUCAUCUUAUCCCAUUCAUGGAGAAGGAAAGAGAAGAGUUACGUGCAUUGUCUGGUAGCACAGAGGAAGAGGAUCCUUAUCAAGGCACUAUUGUGUUAGCUACUGUGAAAGGUGAUGUCCAUGAUAUUGGCAAGAACAUUGUAGGAGUAGUUCUGGGCUGCAAUAAUUUCAGAGUUAUUGAUUUGGGAGUUAUGACACCAUGUGACAAGAUACUUAAAGCUGCUCUUGAAAACAAAGCAGAUAUAAUUGGCCUGUCUGGUCUUAUCACUCCAUCUUUGGAAGAAAUGGUAUUUGUUGCCAAGGAAAUGGAGAGGCUAGAAAUAAAGAUUCCUUUGCUGAUUGGAGGAGCAACUACUUCCAAAACUCAUACAGCUGUAAAAAUUGCUCCACGGUAUAGUGCUCCUGUCAUUCACGUCCUGGAUGCCUCCAAAAGUGUGGUGGUUUGCUCUCAGCUUUUAGAUGAAAGUCUAAAAGAUGACUUUUUUGAAGACAUACGAGAAGAAUAUGAAGACAUUCGACAGGAUCAUUAUGACUCACUCAAGGAAAGAAAAUACUUAUCUUUAGAGCAAGCAAGAAAUAAACGCUUCUAUUACGACUGGAAAACUGAGACUAAAUCAGUGAAACCACAGUUCCUUGGCACUAGAGUCUUUGAAGGUUAUGACUUAGAGAAGCUGGUGGACUACAUUGACUGGAAACCAUUUUUUGAUGUCUGGCAGCUUAGAGGCAGAUAUCCCAACCGGGGAUUCCCUAAAAUCUUCAAUGAUAAAGUAGUGGGAGAAGAAGCAAAAAAAGUCUACAACGAAGCUCAAAACCUGCUGAAAAGUUUGGUUACAAAAAAUAAGCUUAAAGCCAAAGGCCUGAUUGGAUUUUGGCCAGCUCGUAGCAUUAAAGAUGACAUUUACUUAUAUGAUACAGAAGAAAAACUACAAAAUUUGGAACCAAUAGCUAAGUUUUGUGGCUUACGACAACAGGUUGAAAAAGACUCUGGUUCUACAGAUCCCUAUUAUUGCCUCUCUGAUUUUAUAGCCCCCCUGGAGUCUGGUGUUUCUGACUAUUUGGGGCUCUUUGCUGUGGCAUGCUUUGGAGUAGAUGAGCUAUGUAAAGAAUAUGAAAAACAGUCAGAUGACUACAGUAUUAUUAUGGUGAAAGCACUAGCAGAUCGGUUAGCAGAGGCAUUUGCAGAAGAACUUCAUGAACGAGUUCGGAAAGAAUUCUGGGCUUAUUGUAAAAACGAACAGUUGGAAUUUUCAGAUCUGCGUAAGAUAAGAUAUGAUGGCAUACGCCCAGCACCUGGUUAUCCAUGUCAACCCGACCACACUGAAAAAAUCACUAUGUGGAGACUUGCCAAUAUUGAGGAAGCUACAGGUAUUCAGUUAACCGAAUCCCUGGCAAUGUUCCCUGCCUCAGCAGUAUCUGGUCUCUACUUUUCCAAUCCAGCUUCUAGAUAUUUUGCUGUUGGGAAAAUAUUGAAAGAUCAGGUUGAAGAUUAUGCCUUAAGAAAAAAUAUGCCUGUGGCAGAAGUUGAAAAAUGGCUUGGACCUAUUCUUGGAUAUGAUUCAGAGUAACUAAAUAGGGUGAUUGAUUGUUUGGGUGAUAUCCAUAACAGAAAACAUUCAUAAGCAGAAUAGGGAGGAGAUUUCUGUCUGUGUUGGGGGGCAGUAUUGCUUCUCCAUCCCCUAGCAGAGUCCACCAAACUUGUGGAACAAAUAUGGGAGAAAAUUGCCCUUCCUCGUUUUCUGAUUAAUUUUAAAUAAACAAGGAGCAGCUGUUCUGUGGGUAACCCUACAAAUGAUUGUUCAGUGUAGCUAUCUGCCAUGAGGGAAAAGAAACAUCUAAUUGUAAAAUAUUCUCUGCACUACAUCAAACCUACAAUGAGCUGUAAAACAACAAACCUAAAACAAAAUUCUUAGAUGUGAAGAAAAUCUCUCAGUUUUGGCUACCCUGGAAAUGUUGUCCAUUUACAUGCAUAUGCAUAUUACCAUAAGUUAUUUAAAAUAAAGAUAUUCUUUUCUUCUUAAAUUAAA
Molecule: messenger RNA, 4348 nt
Organism: Crotalus tigris (Tiger rattlesnake)
Lineage: Eukaryota; Metazoa; Chordata; Lepidosauria; Squamata; Viperidae
Gene: MTR
Product: 5-methyltetrahydrofolate-homocysteine methyltransferase
Exons: 33
Coding region: 74-3889 (1271 amino acids)
Biological process (GO): pteridine-containing compound metabolic process
Molecular function (GO): cobalamin binding; zinc ion binding; methionine synthase activity
Source: RefSeq, a predicted model, not a curated record